Molecule: messenger RNA, 1582 nt
Organism: Brassica oleracea var. oleracea
Lineage: Eukaryota; Viridiplantae; Streptophyta; Magnoliopsida; Brassicales; Brassicaceae
Exons: 5
Coding region: 181-1407 (408 amino acids)
Molecular function (GO): DNA binding; DNA-binding transcription factor activity
Source: RefSeq, a predicted model, not a curated record
UACAAGCAUCCAAAAAGUCAUACAUACAAACCUUCAAAAGUCUUCACCUUAAAUUCCGAACACAUAUAUGUGUUAGUGUGUGAUCUUUGAUUGAACUUUGUCCAGAGACUCAAAGAUAGACCAAAAAGGUUCAGACCCCAAAACAAAUACAAGAAAACAGCCAAAAAGCUAGAGACCAAGAUGAGAUCAAGCAGCCAAAGUUCUGAAAACUCCAAGACUUGUCCAUCUAACAAUUUCAAAGCAACUACCAAGAAAGAAGACAACAAAGAUGAUGAGAACAAGGAUGAAGAAGCGAGAUCAGUAGAUCAGAGCCCAUCGAACAAUAGCUAUGUAGAAGAGAGUGGGAGUCACCAUCAUAAUAAUGAUCAGAUCAAGAAAAAUGGUGGAUCUGUGAGGCCGUACAACCGCUCAAAGACUCCAAGGCUGAGAUGGACACCUGAGCUCCAUCUCCGCUUCCUUCAAGCUGUGGAGAAAUUGGGUGGACCAGAUACAGGAGCAACACCGAAGCUUGUUCUUCAAUUGAUGAACGUCAAGGGGCUAUGUAUUGCUCAUGUUAAGAGCCAUCUUCAGAUGUACAGAAGCAAGAAGACUGAUGACCCAAAUCAAGGAAAUCAAGGAUUUUCGUUUGAACACGGAGCUGGUUACACUUACAACCUUGGCCAACUUCCAAUGCUACAAAGUUUUGACCAAAGGCCUUCUACUAGUUUAGGAUACGGUGGCGGUUCAUGGACGGACCAUAGACGCCAGGUCUACCGUAGCCCUUGGAGAGGCUUAACAGCACGAGACAGUACAAGAACAAGACCCACACUGUUUAGCUCACAGUCUGGCGAGAGAUUUCGUGAAGUUAGUAAUAGUAUUCUUGAUGAUACGAAUAAAACUAUUUCGUUUCGAAUCAAUUCUCAUGAAGCUGCUAGAGCGAGCAAUGGAGUAGGUGAAUCAGUUCCAAGUAUUCAUAGAAGCUUUCUUGAAGGUAUGAAAACGUUAAGUAAAUCAUGGGGACAAAGCCUCUCCUCCAAUCCUAAUUCUUCGACCGCAUCAGGGCCACAAGAUCAUAUUGAUACCAUAUUAAGUUCUAAUCAAAGGGAAAAUCCUAGAGUGGCAGAAGAAACGGAGAAUGUUUUGAAAAGGAAAAAGUUGUUACUGUCAGAUGAUUGCAAUAAGUCGGUCCAAGAUUUGGAUCUAAGCUUGUCCCUUAAGGUACAUCGGACUCACAACAACCUUGGAGACUGCUUGAUAGAAGAUGAAGAAAAAGAACUUGACGAUCAUGAGGAUAUCAAGGGUUUGUCUCUUUCAUUAUCUUCGUCGAGUUCAUCAAAACUCGGUCGAGACAUUAGGAAAGAAGUUCAAAAUGAUCCUAAAAAGAGAAAGAUUUCGGUCUUGGUAAGUCCCCUUGAUCUCACUUUAUGAAUAUAUAACAACAUAUAUAUACGUAUAUUCUAAGUGAGAUCUUGAGGUACUUGUUGAUGGAAGACGGUUCUUUGUUGUUUAUCAUUCGUUAAAUACUUGUGACAAGACCCAUAACUAAGGUAAUAAUAGAUACAUUUUUAAAACGUUGUUCUGGUCCUUUUUCCCAUAUAAUUUU